AUGAUACCGGAUCCAAGCUCAUCUAUUUACAACUUACCGGCCUUCAAUCCAAGAUCACUAAGAUCACUGAAAACACCAUUCGCCGCUGAGCUUAACCCAACAGGAAAGGAAAUGACUAAAUUUACUGAUUGUGAUCAACUUAUGACCAGAAUUAAUCAAUCGCCGUCUCAUUGUAUCGUUUUUAUUGGUUUACCUGGAGCCGGUAAAUCAACUUUUUUUAAUGAACUUUUAUCAACCAAAGGCUAUUUUCGGAUUAAUCGAGAUGAAUUAGGAACCAUGGACAAAUGUACAAGAGAAUUUGAGAAAUAUGUAAAAUCAUCGACGUCCAAUCAAACAAAACUGGUCAUUGAUAAUCUCAAUGUAGAUUUAGUGAGUCGAGGCUCUUGGUUAAGUUUGUGUAAAGUUCAUAACUUAACACCGAUUGCAUUUCAAUUUAACAUUAGUCGUGAACAUGCUAUUCACAAUAACAAUUAUCGCCGAUUGUUAAAUCAAAUGAGUCCAAAUAGUACUAGUCAAUCAGUUCCCGAAUGGUUGAUUAGUAAACACUCAAAAAAUCUCGUUCAACCAACAAUUAAGGAAGGAUUUUCUUCACUGUUCAAAAUUAACUUUUCUCCCAAUUUUGGUGAUCGUGAUGAUCGAGAAAUUGAAUUGUAUUACAUGUAUCUCAAUGAAAAAUGA
Molecule: messenger RNA, 678 nt
Organism: Panonychus citri (citrus red mite)
Lineage: Eukaryota; Metazoa; Arthropoda; Arachnida; Trombidiformes; Tetranychidae
Exons: 1
Coding region: 1-678 (225 amino acids)
Biological process (GO): DNA repair
Molecular function (GO): polynucleotide 3'-phosphatase activity; ATP-dependent polydeoxyribonucleotide 5'-hydroxyl-kinase activity; double-stranded DNA binding
Source: RefSeq, a predicted model, not a curated record